AAACGUGGCACCAGCAGCCUACAUUUUUAAUCUUAAUAUUGCUGUGACGUGCGAGGCUUAAUGGCUUCGGAAGUGGUCGGAUGGUCAUCCCUUUCAAUUAAUUAUUACGUUAACUGUACGUUGCAGGUCAACCUGGGAACUGCGUUAUUUCACCACAAGACGCCAGUUUGGAAUCAUGUUGCCCAAACGGCUUAUCUUUAGCUUGAUAAGCCUUCAUCUGAUGAUCAGAUGUAUGGGUAGUAGUGAGAUGUGUGAGGCCUCCAUUAGAGGGGCGUGUCCUCCUACUUGGAACCACUGGGGAGGCAGAUGCUACAAAGCCACCGAUGAGCGCCUGACGUGGUCCGAGGCCAAGGAGGAGUGCAUCAAGAUGGGAAGUGUCUUGGUCGUGCCACAGUCUGACGAUGAAACUGAUUUCCUCGUGAGUCUGGUGUCAUCUAAGUUUUGGAUUCACUGCAAUGAUCUGCAGUCUGAAGGUACCUGGGAGUGCAAGGAUGGUACCAGUAAUGUAAGGUACAGGAACUGGGCCCGUGAGGAAGUGGGGCUUGGGGGCUUGGGGCGUGCAGGAAGCAGCAGUAGUGAGGAGACCCUACCUACACCCAGCACUGGUCAAAGGGAAGACUGCGCUAACGUACUGCAAACUGGUGAAUGGAGCGAUGUUCCAUGUGACUGGCGACGUCACGGAAUAUGCAAACGACCUGCACCACAGCUGCACUUCUAGACCCACGAUGGAAACGGACCGGAUCGAAACACCACUGCACUUUUAAACCCACGAUAGCAACGG
Patiria miniata (bat star) is the source of this 781-nucleotide messenger RNA. Its product is annotated as hepatic lectin-like. NCBI's taxonomy places the organism in Eukaryota, Metazoa, Echinodermata, Asteroidea, Valvatida, Asterinidae. The transcript has 2 exons. The record is from RefSeq and is a predicted model, not a curated record. The coding region runs from base 176 to 718 and encodes 180 amino acids.